Molecule: messenger RNA, 1033 nt
Organism: Phytomonas sp. EM1
Lineage: Eukaryota; Euglenozoa; Kinetoplastea; Trypanosomatida; Trypanosomatidae
Source: the annotation of a GenBank genome assembly
GUUUCACAAACUAAUAUUUUUUACAUUAUUACACUUAAUCGAUUCACCAGAAUCAUGACCCUUAUUCCAUAAAAUAAACUAUUUUCCUAGUAAGGCAAAAUCAGUAUGCAGGACAAGAUAAGCGGGCGGCACGGACGGGGCUGUCUUCGUACCGGCCUUCGGUGGGCUGUUCGCGCCCUACUGGGACCCCAACUCCCGUGGCUCGAUCCUCGGCAUGACCUACAAGACGAACAAGGGUAAUAUCAUGUAUGCCGCCCUCGAGGCCAUCGCCAUGCAGGUCUAUGACAACAUCCACGCAAUGUAUAUAGACAGUGGUAUAAAGGUGAGCGUCCUCAAAGUCAACGGUGGACUGACGAAGAAUCAGCUGCUCAUGGAGCUGCAGUGUGGCGUUCUGAACUCGGAGUUGCAGGUGCCCAAGUUUAAGGAGAUGACCUCUCUCGGCGCGGCACUCUGCGCGGGGCUGGCGGUUGGUACGUGGAAGUCAACGGAUGAGAUUAAGGAAGUUGCCGCGAGGGAGCUUAAAUCGGUUUCGCUCCGGCCCCCGUCUACGGGGAGGGAGAUUUGGCAAGCGAAGCUGGAGGACUGGCACCGAGCGGUCAAGAAGUCGCGGUGGGCUAAAUUGUAAGGCAUCACAAACCUAGUUUUCUUUUUUUAACAAUCUUAGUCUGCAAAACUUUUCGUUUUUUUUUCGACAUUUCGUAGGAGUAUGAAGCAAUGAUUAAAUGGGUAGGCCUGACUUUUCCCAAAGUCUUGUCGUCCUCGAUAAAAUUACUUUAUAUUUUCCUUCAGUGGCUGGAUCUUAGUCGAGAUAUUUAAUUGAAGACCAUAAAAACGGUAUUGCAUUAAGUAUAUAUUUAUUUUUAUGAGAUAUUAGGAAAAAUAAGCAACAGUUUUGUUGAAAUUGUAAUUCGAAAAAAUUUAUAUUAAAAAUUUUAUAUUUUUAUAAAAUGAUUUCUUUGUUAAACUUUAGUGAAAUUAAUAACCGAUUUAUGUAUCUUGAGAAUUAUUAAGUUCACAUAAACGGAAAGGAUAA